GGCCAGGUAGGGUAGAUCCCCACUAAAAAAAAAAAAGGUAUAGUAACUUAUCCUGAAUACGUAGUUACCGAGUAGCGGGUUCCAGCUUGCCUACUAGCAAAGCUCCCCCCUGGACCCUGCCUGCCUCUGCCUCUGCUGCAAGGUAACACCCGCUGAAAAUUAGGUCAGAUACAGUGCAGCGUCACAACAACCGUCGAUAUCUACAACAACAACAACAAGAGACGAGUAUCACCAACGCAACCCGCCAAACAGCGUACACGCCGAGUCUGUCUCGACAUCUCAGCCACGCGAUUCCGCCAGUUUAUCCCUUCCCAGGGCCACACAGCGGUAAUUGUCCGAAAACAGAGCUUGGUCAAGCUCCACGGCGGCCUGAUCGCGGUGUUUGUCACACACUGCUCCUUCGACACGCGACGAUGAGAUAGAAUUGCCAUAGAAAAUCAUGGCUGAAGCUGUACCCGGCCUCUUGGAGGCCCUCCAAUCCCUCCACGGAGCCUUGCUGUCCGUCAUCGACCGCCCGAAAGACCAGCGCAUCGACCUUCCCCAGAUCCUCGGCCCCUCCUUGGAUGCCCUCAGCGACAAGAUUGCAGCAUUCCUGGACAAGCCAGCCAGGACCAAAACCAGCCGCGAUGCCGUGCUCUCGGGCAAGAUACAGAUUGACGGGGAUGAGUACCAGGUCGCCAAGGAAUUCCAAGAGAUGGCCCUUCAGGUGGCCGACGAGAUCGAUCUGGACGAGCUAGAGGCAUCGCGACUCAUCCUCGAGUCGGAAGACGACGAGCGUCUACUUGGCCGCCCCCGCCGCCAAUGCGCCCUCAUACGCUUUCACCAACAACGGAAGUACCUGCUAGACUGCAUCAGACUCCUUCUUGAGCUUUCCAAGAUCGACGAGGUUCCAGAGGAGGUCGAAGAUUGGCUGGGGGCUUAUGUUUCCGAGCUGAUUCUAGGCAAUGCGCCUUCGGCAAAGGCCACGAACCUCGUACCCAGGUGUAUCGAAGGCAUGCGCCACAUCAGGUCCUGGCAGCAACGAAUUGCCGACCAGGUUCAGAAAUUGAGCCUCCUGGGCCAGUCCAACCUGGCAGAUCUGCGGGAGACCAUCGAGUUCUCGCGUGUCAGUCUCAUUCAGCAACACGAGCUACUGGCUGUUGUCUUGUCUUAUGCCGUCGACAAACGUAUCGCUACACCUCAGCAUCUCACCGACUUUUUUGCUUUGGUGGAGAACGUGGAUCGAUACGACUAUUCCACUAUUCACCUAUUCCCAGCCCUCGGUUCGUUCAUCACAGUUUUUGGCUCCACGGAAGGCAACGGAGAUCUCGACCUCGCUCGUAAAUUCAACGCCACCAUGUGCAAACAAUCCGACGACGACAACACGCGCAUGGUCCCUUUCUUUCACGCGGGCGUCAAAGCCUGGUGGUUGUCAGAAUACAGUGGGUGGUAUGUGGACGAUGCCGCAGGGGCUCUGCUCCAGGGUGUCGACAUUGAUGCCGAGGACGCUCAAAGGGCGAGGAUAUUUACAGAGGCCCUGAAAGACGGUGCUUUCGACUUAUUGAUGGCCGUGGUGGCCGAUGUUAAAACGUCUGAAUGGCAGGACCCUGCUCGCGUUGGUAUCCGGCAAUGGCUUCAACGCAAAACACCAUCAUUGCCGCCUGACACUAUACCCUUCUCAGACUUUUUCCAGAAGGCUCUCGCGAGUCAGGUCGAAAUGUUUGUCGAUGCAUUCGUCUCAAACUUGCCCGAUAUAUUGCGGAAACUGCGGGUAGAGGAGGACGAGCAGCGACAGAUGAACCCCGGCCACGAGCAAGAUCUGGACCUGGAAAGAUUCCUACUCAUCAUCGCGUUUACAUACGAAGGGCGUCCCGAGGCAGCAGAUGCCUUUUGGGGAGACCCUGAUAGCCAUCUCUCAGGUUUCUUGCAAUGGGCGUCAAGGAGAGCCUCUACGCCUCUCGUCAGUGCCUUCUGCGAGAUGCUUCAGUCUCUAUCCGAAGAUGCAGAAUCCGCAACGUCGGCUCAUGAGUUUCUCCUUGACGACGGCUUUCACGCAUCAGGGAAGAUGAGAAAGACCUUGUCGCUGACAUGGCCCCAAAUCUUCAAAGAGCUAGACUUCUUCACAAAGAAGAUUCGCGAGAAACCAACCGCCCCCGUACAACCUCAAGGAUUCAAGGCCGGAAGAUUUAACAAUCACGAACAAGCCGAAACAGAGCCCGAAUCGGCAAUGAUGCUUGAGUGUUAUUUGCGUCUCAUUACAAAGCUUGCAUCGAACAGCAAUACAGCACGUCAAUUCCUCCUCGAACAUCAGCAGCCUUACCUGCUCGAUUUGGUGUUCGCUCUAAUCAGCAGCAAUGUCCCACCACGUCUCAGAGCGUGCGCAUUCAAUGCCAUACGCGCGGUGCUCACGCGCAAGACUCUUGAUCAGAGCAUGGGCAUCUGGGCCGAUUUGGAUGCCUGUCUCAGUGGGGCUUUUAUUUCCAGUAACAGUAAGGCCGCUACUAAAUCACCUACUGUGAUAAUGGAGUCGCUUUUCGAAGAGAUGAGCUCUCGGCACGAGGAAGUGAGCGCAUUUGUGCAGCUGCUGACGGUGCUGUCGUGUCUACCUGAAGGCUAUGCAGCGCUAAACGAUACGCUGCCCUUCUCGGAGAGCCUGGGUGUCUCCACUAGGGUACAUCCGGGCAUCGAGCCAUAUAUCGACUUUGCUCUCGGCCAUGUGUUUGGUGUUCGGUCUCAAGACUCUACGGACGUUGUUCAACAACGCAUGUUACGCUAUACAUGUCUGGAGUUCGCGCUCACCUGCCUAUCAACUUUCAACGAGGAUCUGAUCGUCUUUGCGAAUGAGACCUCCAUCCCCGUCGACUCUGCCAUCGCACCGAAAGAUUUGGCAACUUAUGUCACGCUUCACCCAUUUGCGCGCAUCAUGGAGUGGAUGUAUGAUGCCAAUGUCAUCAAGGCGCUGCUCAGCACGAUACACCAGGAACCGACAGAAGUCGGCAGUGCCGCCCCGGACUCUCCUCUCAUACUUAGCAUUCUCCGCAGUGUGGAACUUAUUACGAAGGUCCUUGACCUGCAGCCCACCUACCUUGACCUUGUACGGCCGCUGCUGAAAUCCCAACCUCGAUCACAAACUCGAUCGGUCUUCACCCCCACCUCUAACUGCGCAUUUGGUUCUGUCGAAGAUGGUCUCAUGACAAGCUUGAACAUCAUCUCUGAUCUCGGAAGCUACUGCGGUAUUGGUCACGCUGAUCUGACGCUUGCAAGCUUGAAGUUGCUAGAGAAGAUCUCUACUUCGUCUAGAAUCAUUUCUGCAUGGCAACAUGGUUCUGAUAGACCCUUGCGACGCAACAAGGCUAUCGUGGCUCUAGAAGACGGUGGAUACGCAGAGUCGAUAGCGGGUUCCUUCGUCGCUGAGAUGGGAACUCCGCUGGACAUGUACAGGCAAGCCGAGUCGACGAGUUAUCAGACGAAAGUGUACAUCUUGGAUUUCCUAUACGCAUGCAUUCAGGCAAACCCAGAUCGCCCCACAGUUGCCCACUUGCUUUUGGGUUUCCAGUGUGAAGCGAACACAAUCGACAUCGCCCCUAGCGGGGCAUUUGCCCAGGGUGCCGCUUUGUUCCACUCUAUCCUCGGCAUGCCUGUGGAACUUCCCAUCACGGACGACCAAGGCAGCGUACGCACCUGGCUCAUUGAUCUCAAGUACAAGGCUAUGAGGAUAUUUCAAGCCCUCUGGAGCUCGCGACUCUCUUCCGGGCUCGUCCUUGAGCAACUGAGGGAAAAUGAUUUCUUAUUUCAUCUCCUCCUACAAGGACUAGUGGUACAGCCCAGUUCCUCAUGGGACGGCUUGGAACCUGCAGGUCCGGACUUUCUUGUCGCGCCUGCUGCACAUGGGUACGUUGACUAUCUUUCCAUCAGAGCGAUGGCGUUAGAAUACAUCACGCAUGAGCUUUGCAGCGUGUCACAAAGCCACUUGCCUGCGCUGAAACGGCGUGUGUUUGACGCACUGGGCGGUCAGAUCCCAGUCGAUGGCGGUGAAGCCAUACAAGUACCGUCCAUUUUUGAAUUCCACGAUUUUCUACCGCAAGAAUCCCAGUUUUCAACAGAGCCACCAGAGCUCAGAGCAUAUCGGGAUCUCGACAUUCGAGCUUGCCUUGAGGAUGAUGAGGAUGGGGAUGCUCUAUACAACUUGACCAAAGUCAAAGAGAUCAUUCUUCUCAAACGUAACGCGACACGUUCCUCCGGGCAGAUCAUAUCUCAGGAGGAUCUUGCUCCUAUCGAGAUCGAAGAGGAGCAGAUCCAGUUAUAUGCUGGGUAUCUGAAUCGCUUCAAACAAGUCAACACGCGUAAUCAUAAAGUCCUAAGAGCCUGGACAAAGCUGCUCAUGGUCAUGACCGAAACCAACGACUUCAAAGGCACAAAUCGCAUCUCGUUCAUCUUGCAAGUCCUUCAAGCUAUACUUCCCAGCCUGGAGGUGUACGGUUCCGAAAAUCCAAUUGCUGCGUUUGAACUUGUUAAGUUGGCAAAGGUGCUCGUCUUCAACCUUGACUUCAAUUUGAUGUCAGGAGGGGACAAAAAGAGCCGUGCCAUCGGCAGUUUGGUGAGCGACAAGCUAUUUCAAUUGUUCCAAAUAUGCCUCAACGCAAUCGCAAAGUGGUCCGGUACGCCUGAGCUGCGCACUCUGUAUUAUAACAUCUGCUACCGCUACAUGACUGCGCUUAUAGAUCAUGGUUCCGGCUUGCUUUCGGGGCGUCAAAAAACUGCCAAGACAAUUCAAGUCUUUGGCGAGAGACUGAUGAAUGUUGUUUGCGAUGACGCUUAUGGCGGCGAUGCCGUUUGCCAAACAGCAGCUUUGAUCCUGUUAAGCACUUUGGUCAACCUGGGCAGACACGAAAGCGAUAACUACGUGGUUGAUAUGCUUAACCGGCUCAACUUCAUCGGCAUCCUUGUCGACUCCCUCCGCACACUCAUGGAAGACUGGAUCCAGGUGAACGGAAGUGGAAAUUCCGACUUAUUGCAUUAUAUGAAUGCAAAAUUGGCACUUCUCUUGCAGCUAUGCCAGACGCGCGACGGUGCCAAGAAUGUGCUGCAUGCCAAUCUCUUCCGUUCACUAGAGACGUCGGGCUUGUUCGCAGCGGAUCCCGAACUGCAAGUCAACUCGUCUGACUUCAAGGCGCUGGAAAACCACUACGCCCUGCUUGUGAAGGUUUCACGGAUAAUUGGGGCGGCUAUCGUCAGCCGCGGUUCGCACAACGUGUCACAAGGCAGACGUUUCUUGACCGAGCAUAGGAUGCUGGUUAUGCACGUCCUCAAACGGUCUGCCGGCAUUGGCGCCGGCGCGGGCAAGAUGGAGGCAGCGUUAGAUGACAAAAUUCAGGAUCUGGCCGAGGCGUUCAUGGUGAUCGUCAUGGCGACGGACUUUCUCGAGUUCGAAAGCGAGGCGUAUCAACCACCUGAAGCCAAGGGCACACCUGUGCUCUUUCACUAGACUGCAUAUGCCGUAUUGAUUAGUGCUAAAAAAUCUGAGAUACCAUUACAGCAUAUCGUGUCACGCGGGACGGUCCUUCAUUUCAGAGCGACACGUUAAAAGGAGCAGCAUAAAAGUUACAUUAGGUGGCUGGGAGGCGUUGGGAUUUAGGUAGUGACAUCGGUUGGCUUAUUACGAGAUAUUUAUUGCACUGAAAUGGUGCGAUAAAAAAAAAAGGGACGCGAGUCACAACAAUCAACAUUGUCGAAUGAAAUGGUUGACAAUUUUCAAU
This is a messenger RNA of Truncatella angustata, 5735 nucleotides long. Its product is annotated as nucleoporin Nup186/Nup192/Nup205. The record is from RefSeq and is a predicted model, not a curated record. Gene Ontology annotation, molecular function: structural constituent of nuclear pore. NCBI's taxonomy places the organism in Eukaryota, Fungi, Ascomycota, Sordariomycetes, Amphisphaeriales, Sporocadaceae. Gene Ontology annotation, cellular component: nuclear pore; nuclear pore inner ring. Bases 440 to 5464 code for a protein of 1674 amino acids. The transcript has 4 exons. Gene Ontology annotation, biological process: nuclear pore organization.